UUUUAUUUUUCUUUAUUUUAAGGGUUUUAUAGGCUUGGUUGUUGCAUUUUUAAAUAGUCAGAUUGUUUUAAUAAAAUUUGGUUUGUUGGUUUGGAACUGAGCUUAUGGGUUUUCCAUCCCUUCUAUCUUGGUUUCGAAUAACAGUAAAAAUGGGUUAGGUCCUUAGCUAGUGCUGGAUACUGGCUAUUUGUUGGCCACGGCUCAAAGCUCUGGCUCCGCAGGAGCCGGGCGGAGUUAGUUUAAUCUUAGCUGGCUUCGGAGCAAAGAUUUUGAAAACUCCGUAGCCUAGCACUGUUCUUAGCCAUCCCUUUAAAUAAAAUUUUUCUUUGUGUUGUUAAAAGAUUUUUCGGGUUGAUUUUUGGAUUUUAAAAGAAUUUUCUCGAAGAACCGAAAAAUUUUUUUUCAAUUCACUUACAUAAUUAGUACUAAUCCUUUUUAAAAUAUUAAUUUUUAAUUUCAUUUUUAUACCAAUCUUCUCUUUUCUUUAUUUUUUUAAAAUUUAUCAGUAUUUGUAUUGUCAGUAUAAUAAUGUGUAUUUUACUAAAAUAAAUCAACUCUUGACUGAUUAUUUCUAUUUAUUUUUCUUUUUUCUAUUUUUUUAAUCCCUUUUGAAUCAAAUCAAGCGUUAAUAAAUUCAUUUGAAAAGAGAAAAUAUACGCAAUAAAAAAUUUAAAAAAAUAUUUUCUCACCCUUUUUUCUUUCACCCAACAAUUUAUAUUAUAACCAGCCUUGGUAAUUAAAUAUUAAUUGAAUUAAAUCAAGUGACCUUCACGGGGGGUUUUGUGUCCUUUUAAUAAAUUUAAUUAUUAUUUUUUUGAUAUAUGUAUGUAUUGGGGGAGGAGGGCUGUCGAAUCUCUCUCAGACACCUCUCAAAUAUCUCAGACACCUGCUUCCCUUCUCUCUGAUAUGGCACCUGCCUUGUUAUUCAACUUUUUUUCAUAUAUCUGCUAAAUUGUGCCAUGAGGGGUGAUAUAGGAACCUGAUCUGACUAGAGAUCAACCUCGAAAAGGGAUUUUCUGUAUUGCCGUCCUAAAAUGCUAGUUUUUCAAAUUUUAUUGGUUGACGGGAUUUUCGAGAUUAAUCCCGUGGGGGGUCAGUUCUGUUCGAAAAAUUUUCAGAAAAUUUUUUCGGGGUCCUUGAAUUUUCGAGUUUACCGGCAUCAAUUCACCGCAUCAAUAUAUCGGCUAAAUUGUGCCACGAGGGGUGAUAUAAGCGAUCCUUCGACCCGAACCCCGUAGACUCUACCCCGACAAACCCCGAAAUCCGACAUACAAUUCAAUUUCCCAAAACAUCUCGACUCUGCCUCCCCAUUUUCACUUUUUUUCAUCUCAACUUUUGUCCUUUCUACUUAACACUAAACCACCAUCAUCAAUUUUUCAACCUCUCUCUUCGUCAACCCCCCAAAAUAUGCUUGUUUUUUUGGUUAUUUUUUCUUCGUCCUUUUCCAUCCUUUUUUUUGCAUUUUUUUGUUUUUAGAGGCGACAUCUGGUUGUUGACUAUAAUAACGGCAUUUUCCUCUCUUGCA
Meloidogyne enterolobii is the source of this 1525-nucleotide messenger RNA. Lineage: Eukaryota; Metazoa; Nematoda; Chromadorea; Rhabditida; Meloidogynidae. The record is from the annotation of a GenBank genome assembly.